Lodderomyces jiufengensis is the source of this 1935-nucleotide messenger RNA. RefSeq names its product beta-mannosyltransferase. Gene Ontology annotation, molecular function: mannosyltransferase activity. NCBI's taxonomy places the organism in Eukaryota, Fungi, Ascomycota, Pichiomycetes, Serinales, Debaryomycetaceae. The record is from RefSeq and is a predicted model, not a curated record. The coding region runs from base 1 to 1935 and encodes 644 amino acids. The transcript has a single exon.
AUGAAGCAAGCAAAGAGAUAUCUAAAAUCAUCAUCAAUACGGAAAAUAGCUUUAUUACUUACAUUGCUAUUGUUGAUAAUAUAUCCAUUACAUUUAGUUUUAAAUGGUUCACUAUCUUCACCAUAUUUUGAAAGAAUAAUACCUCAAAAUAUAAUAAAACCACAUCAACCAGAUAAUAUAAAUCAAAAAUUAUUAUCAAAUAAUGAGAGUAAUAAGAAUUUAAUAAUUUUCCCCAAACUUUUUGAUUACAAGAAACAAGAAGAUGUUUUUAAAGCAAACAAAAUGGUAUUAAAUGAUAAUCAAGAAAUUAUAACUUAUCAUGGUAAUUCAUCAGCUAUAAAUUAUGAGUUAAAUCAUUUACCCAAACAUUCACACGAAAUAAAAAUAUUUAAUGGAACUUAUAAAAAAUCAGAAUCAUCAACCUCAUGUUCUGAUAAUCAACAAUUAAUAGAUUUACAAAUAAGUGAUAAUUUUAUAUUCAAUGAUAAUUUUGAAAUAAUGAUUAAUAAAUUAAUAGAACAACUAGAAAAAGAUGAAGCUUUCACUGAUAUUGAUAAAUUUUUUCAAAAUAAAUUACAUCAAAUGUUAAAAGAAAAUACAUAUAGAAAACAUUUUUAUAAAUUUGCAGGUACUUCAGUAUGGCUUGAAAAAUAUGGGGUACAUUUAAUGGUUAGUAGAGUUUUAUUUUCUAGAAAGGGAAUAAAAUGGAAUCCACAAAUUAGUUUAUUAUAUGCUCAAAUUUAUGAUGAAAAUUGGAAUGAAAUUAAUGAUAUUGAAUUAAUUUUACCAAUGGUUGAACCAGAUGGGGAAUUAAAUUAUGAACCUAUAAAAUUUCCUAAAUUUUUACCAAUUCCCUAUUAUUUCAAUUCUGAUUAUACUAAAAGAAGGUGGUAUGGUCCAGAAGACACAAGAAUAAUGUUGAUAGAAAACGAAUUUAAGGAGAAAGAACCCAUAAUUAUAUUCAAUAGUGAUCAUAGAAAUAUCAAUGGUACAACAUCAAUUAACGGGGAUACAUCAAUACAAAUUUCAUUUGAAAUGAAUAGAUCAAUGUUUAUAGGAUGGCCAUUUAGAAAACAAUUAGGUAAAGUAAAUACAGAUGGGAUACAAGAUUCUAAAUACGAUCAUAUUAAAUACAACAAAGUAGCAGAACUAAAAAUAGAAAAUACUAAAAGACAAGUAGUUGAAAAAAAUUGGACUCCUUUUAUUAUACCCAGUGAGAGAACAACCAAAGGUGAUACAAACAUUUACUUAGUUUAUAAAUGGGAUAAUCUUGAAAUUUUAAAAUGUGAUUUAAUAAACAUUAAAGAUGGAAUAAGCAAUUGUAAAUUUACAUAUAAAGAUUCAAACAAAAAGGCCAAAAAAGUAGGUCCAGUAAGAGGAGGUACAGAAAUGUUUCCCCUUGCUUCAUUAGAUUCAUCAUAUAAAGAUAAAGAUGUAUGGAUUGGAUUUUUAAGAGCUCAUAUAUCUCAUUGUGGUUGUGGUCGAUCAAUGUAUAGACCAAAUUUUUAUAUCUUCAUAAAAGAACAAAAUGAAUUUAAAGUUAGAUACUUAUCAUCUUCAAUAUCAUUCAAUAUCCCAGUUUCCGGUUGGAGAAAACAUGAAGUUCAAUGUGCCGCUAGAGAUCCAAACGUGCUUAUCCCAAAUGGAAUAUCUAUAUGGGAAGAUCAAUCUGGUAAUGAAGAUAUUUUAAGUUUAACACUAAGUGUAGCUGAUGAAAAUAAUAGUAUUAUUCAUAUUUAUGGAUUAAAAAAAAUUGUUGAAGAUUUAUUAGCGCAUCCACCUAAUGAGAAUGAAGUUCAUGAUAAUUCUAAAUUAAUGAAAUGUGUUUUGGAUUCUAGUAUUGAAUUUUGUAAAGCUUAUGGUGAUGUUCAAACUAAAUUGGGUAUAACUGAAGAAAUUAUGUUGAAGAAUGAGAAAACUAACAAGAAAGAUUAA